Messenger RNA from Nannospalax galili (Upper Galilee mountains blind mole rat), 3039 nucleotides. RefSeq names its product FtsJ RNA 2'-O-methyltransferase 3 (gene Ftsj3). Gene Ontology annotation, molecular function: rRNA (guanine) methyltransferase activity; rRNA (uridine-2'-O-ribose)-methyltransferase activity. The record is from RefSeq and is a predicted model, not a curated record. Lineage: Eukaryota; Metazoa; Chordata; Mammalia; Rodentia; Spalacidae. The coding region runs from base 184 to 2679 and encodes 831 amino acids. Gene Ontology annotation, cellular component: nucleus; nucleolus; preribosome, large subunit precursor. Gene Ontology annotation, biological process: rRNA methylation; maturation of 5.8S rRNA from tricistronic rRNA transcript (SSU-rRNA, 5.8S rRNA, LSU-rRNA); maturation of LSU-rRNA from tricistronic rRNA transcript (SSU-rRNA, 5.8S rRNA, LSU-rRNA). The transcript is spliced from 21 exons.
AUGCAGAGGCCAUUUGUGGCCACAUUCAAAAUGGCGGAAACUCGGAGCCAGGGACGCAGACGUUCGCGGAAGCGGAAAUGCGCUUGUUGCCUACAUGUGCUGCUCUAAAAGUGGAGAAAACCGUGCGGAGUUCAGAAGCGUCUUUCCAACCCUAGGACUCAUUGAGAGGCAUUCCAUUCCGCCAUGGGCAAGAAAGGGAAAGUAGGCAAGAGCCGGCGGGACAAAUUCUACCAUUUGGCCAAGGAGACCGGUUAUCGUUCGCGCUCGGCUUUCAAGCUGAUCCAGCUCAAUCGCCGCUUUCAGUUCCUGCAGAAAGCCCGGGCCUUGCUGGACCUGUGUGCUGCACCUGGAGGAUGGCUGCAGGUGGCUGCAAAGUUUAUGCCUGUGUCCAGUCUUAUUGUGGGAGUAGACCUGGUUCCAAUCAAGCCUCUUCCCAAUGUGGUGACUCUCCAGGAAGACAUCACAACAGAACGCUGUAGGCAGGCUCUGAGGAAGGAGCUGAAGACCUGGAAAGUUGACGUUGUGCUCAACGAUGGGGCCCCCAACGUUGGGGCAAGCUGGGUCCACGAUGCUUACUCACAAGCUCACUUGACACUGAUGGCUCUGCGUUUGGCUUGUGAUUUUUUGGCUCGAGGUGGCUGUUUCAUCACAAAGGUCUUCCGUUCCCGUGACUAUCAGCCCCUGCUAUGGAUCUUUCAGCAGCUGUUCCACCAUGUCCAGGCCACCAAGCCCCAAGCCUCUCGCCAUGAAUCUGCAGAAAUCUUUGUAGUCUGCCAGGGAUUCCUGGCUCCUGACAAGGUUGAUGGUAAAUUCUUUGAUCCCAAGUUUGCCUUUAAGGAGGUUGAAGUUCAGGCUAAGACUGUUACUGAGUUGGUGACUAAGAAGAAGCCAAAGGCUGAAGGUUAUGCCGAAGGUGACUUCACUCUUUAUCACCGAACCUCAGUCACUGACUUCUUGCGAGCUGUCAAUCCUGUUGACUUCCUCUCUAAGGCCAGCGAAAUUUCAAUAGAUGAUGAAGAGUUGGCACACCAUCCAGCCACAACUGAGGACAUACAAGCCUGCUGCCAGGACAUCAAAGUGCUGGGACGCAAGGAGCUCAGGUCUUUACUAAAUUGGAGAACAAAGCUUAGGCGGUAUGUGGCCAAGAAGCUGAAAGAGCAAGCAAAGGCCCUAGACAUCAGCCUCAGCUCAGAAGAGGAAGAAGGUGAUGAAGAAGAGCCAGCAGCUGAGACAAAGAAGGUGUCUAAGGAGGAAGAGGAGGAGGAACAGCUUAACCGGACCCUGGCAGAAAUGAAGGCCCAGGAGGUAGCAGAGCUAAAGAGGAAGAAAAAGAAGCUGCUGCGUGAGCAGAGAAAGCAGCGUGAGCGCAUAGAACUGAAGAUGGAUUUGCCUGGGGUUUCCAUUGCAGAUGAGGGGGAGACUGGCAUGUUCUCCCUACGUACCAUCCGGGGUCAGCAGUUGUUAGAGGAAGUAACACAAGGGGACAUGAGUGCUGCAGACACGUUUCUAUCUGAUCUGCCAAGGGAUGACAUCUAUGUGUCAGAUGCUGAGGAUGAUGAUGAAGAUACUUCUCUGGAAAGUGAUCUGGAUCCAGAGGAGCUGGCAGGAGUCCAGGGACAGUCGGGUCUGAAGGACCAAAAGUGCUCACCGUUUGCUCAAAUAGAUGAUGAAAAAGAGGAAGAGGAGGAAGAGAAUCCAUUGCUGGUACCACUGGAGGGAAAGGCAGUGCUGCAGGAAGAACAAGCUAGCCUGUGGUUCUCAAAGGAUGGCUUCAGUGGGAUUGAGGAUGAUGCUGAUGAGGCCCUAGAGAUCAGUCAGGCCCAGCUGUUGUAUAAGAGCCAUCAGAAGGGGAAGCAGCAGCCACCUCCACCUAGUUUGAAGACUGAGAGGAAACCUGUCCAGUACCAGAAUGAGGUCCCUAAGGAGACUGAGGCUAUUUCAGGGACAGAAGCUACCAUUGACCCUGGAGAAGACCGAGAUGACAGCUCAGACAGUGACACUAGUAGCAGUGAGGAUGAAGAAAGUUGGAAAACAUCCCAUGGCAUGAAACGAAGCCGUGGGCCUAAGUUGGAUGAUGGGUUUGAAGUAGUACCUAUUGAGGACCCAGUAAAACAUCGGAUUCUGGACCCCGAAGGCCUUGCUCUAGGUGCUGUAAUUGCCUCUUCGAAAAAGGCCAAGAGAGACCUCAUAGAUAACUCCUUCAACCGGUAUGCAUUUAAUGAAGAUGAGGGGGACCUCCCAGAGUGGUUUGUACAGGAAGAGAAGCAGCACCGGAUACGCCAGCUGCCUAUUGACAAGAAGGAGGUAGAGCAUUACCGAAAACGCUGGCGGGAAAUCAAUGCACGACCUAUCAAAAAAGUGGCUGAGGCUAAGGCCAGAAAGAAACGAAGGAUGCUGAAGAAGCUGGAGCAGACCAAGAAGAAGGCAGAGGCUGUGGUGAACACAGUGGAUAUUUCAGAACGAGAAAAGGUGGCACAGCUGCGAAGUCUCUACAAGAAGGCUGGGCUUGGCAAGGAGAAGCGCCAGGUUACCUAUGUAGUAGCCAAAAAAGGUGUAGGGCGUAAGGUGAGGCGGCCAGCUGGAGUCAGAGGUCAUUUCAAGGUAGUAGACUCUAGGAUGAAAAAGGACCAGAGAGCACAGCAACGCAAGGAGCAGAAGAAAAAAUACAAACACAAGUGAGCACAGCUCCCCAGAUCUCUGCAAAGACUAAAGAAAGACUAGAAAGGAGGAGUGGCGUAGGUCACUGUGGCAGCUUUGGUGCCUGCUGUUGUUGCUCAGAAGAUGGGGAGAUAUUGGGUACCUAUAAUUCUGUAAUAUUCUUGAACAGUGGCCUGAAGGACGGUCUCCCAUAAAAGCACCAAGAAUCAUCUUUUUCAUGAUAGGACCUCCUUCCCCCAAACUUCCAUGAAGAACUUGAGAAGGAAACUAAGGGGCAAUUCCAUGAAUGUGGCCUUUGUUGUAGCCUAUUCUUGGCAUGUGGCCUUUUGGAGAGUCCUCCCCCUUUUCCCAUUAUUAGCUUAAUAAAAUGAUGAUAGAAGA